AUGUCCGAGCAAGACCCUCUCCUCCCUACAGUAAACGUCCCCGAUUCAGGAGAUUAUCUCGAAUCUCAGUCAACCCUCCCAGCAAGCAAAUAUGAGCGCGCCAAAGUCCAGACCUCCGAGUUCCUCGAGUCUUAUUUCCUCCAUUACAUCGUCAUAGCCCUUGUACUCAUUGACUCGGCCUGUGUCCUCGCCGACCUCGCCUACACUUUCCUCUCCUCGGACUGCACGCCCAUCGAGGGCCCCGAGACGCCUCUCUGGCUCAACAUCCUCGCCGAGAUCUCGCUCGCCAUCACCACCGUCUUCCUCGUCGAAAUCCCGGUCACGAUCUGGGCCCAGGGCAUCCAGAAGUUCAACCCGUUCGGCGGCGUGCCGCACGCGGCGCUGCACUUCUUCGACGCCGUCGUCAUCCUGACGACCCUCGUGCUCGAGGUCGUCCUGCGCGGCCGCGAGCGGGAGCUCGCCUCGCUGCUCAUCAUCCUGCGUCUAUGGCGUCUCGUGAAGCUCGUCCAAGGUAUCGCGGUCAGCGCCGGGGAGCUGGAUGAAGAGCAGGCCAAAGUCCUCGCCGAGACCCGCGAGGCACUCAAGCGCGCCACCGCCUCCCUACAGUCGGCUCGCAACGAGAACCAGCAGCUGCGCGCACGUCUCGCUUAUUACGAGCAGGACCAAAAUAAUAGCCAGGCUCGCGACGAACCGUAA
Messenger RNA from Dichomitus squalens LYAD-421 SS1, 696 nucleotides. RefSeq lists its product as uncharacterized. The record is from RefSeq and is a predicted model, not a curated record. Gene Ontology annotation, biological process: proton transmembrane transport. NCBI's taxonomy places the organism in Eukaryota, Fungi, Basidiomycota, Agaricomycetes, Polyporales, Polyporaceae. Gene Ontology annotation, cellular component: plasma membrane. The coding region runs from base 1 to 696 and encodes 231 amino acids. Gene Ontology annotation, molecular function: voltage-gated proton channel activity. The transcript has 3 exons.